Verticillium alfalfae VaMs.102 is the source of this 2537-nucleotide messenger RNA. RefSeq lists its product as hypothetical. The transcript has 2 exons. Gene Ontology annotation, cellular component: Golgi to plasma membrane transport vesicle; cell tip. The record is from RefSeq and is a predicted model, not a curated record. Bases 1 to 1953 code for a protein of 650 amino acids. Gene Ontology annotation, biological process: exocytosis. NCBI's taxonomy places the organism in Eukaryota, Fungi, Ascomycota, Sordariomycetes, Glomerellales, Plectosphaerellaceae. Gene Ontology annotation, molecular function: guanyl-nucleotide exchange factor activity.
AUGACCUUUGCUAAUGGCGCUUGGCACAGCUUCAUCGCCGUCGCCGGAUGGGCAGGCCAUUCAACGCCGCCCCCCUCCUCCAGCAGCCCCCGUAGUCUCGGCCACUUCCGUUCGCUCUCCUCCAUCCCCCAGAGUCCCAGUCCUCAACCGCCACGAAUGCCUGGCAAGUUCCUUCGACCUCGGAGCUCCCCGCCAUGUCCGCCUCCGCAAACACCUCGCCUCGCCUACGUCCGCUACCGCUCUCGCCCGACGACGAAGACGCCGAGCUCAGCCGCCGACGCCAGCGGCUAUGCCACACCUCAUCACCCCGACCUCAACGCUGAGGUCGCCACUUUGAGCACCAAACUCAUCAACGCCAUCAACUACCAGACUACCCUCGACGACACCCUCUCAGCCACGAGGUCAGAACUCGACAAGGCCCGCCAACAGAUCAGAACUCUCGAAGCAAGGAAUGCCACCCAGCGGGAGAUGCUCUCCGGAGAUGUGUGGGUUCGCAAGCGAACCGUCGAGGAGGAAAAGAAAAAGCUCCUUGCUGUCUUGGCUGUGGAGCAGAGCCAGCGAGAAGAGGUUGAGAGGGAAAAGAAGAAGAUCGAGCAGGAGCUGGAGAACCUGACGACAGCUCUCUUUGAAGAAGCUAACAAGAUGGUCAUCUCUGCAAAAGAGGACGCCCAACGGGACCACGAUAUGAUCCAGAAGAAGAACGACCAGCUCAAGGCCCAGUUGGCUGACACAGAGGCUCUCCUCAAAUUUCAACAAGAGCAGCUCACAGAACUCAAACACGUCAUGGAACAGAUGACCAUCGAACGGGAAGAGCUCAGUGUUGCCACCGCGCCCUCGUCUCCGGGAUUCGCCAAAGGACCCGAGUACAGGGACGAUGACCGCCUCUCGCCCGACAGCGCUGCCCACCACACGGCCCUCGAACCCGUGUCGCCCACCUACCCAACAAGCUUUAGCCACCUGAUCCAACCCGUCUUGAGGACCGAUCUUGCUUCUUAUGAGGACUUUACUGCCCUCGCCCGCCUUUCCAAUAAACACGCCGCCGGAAACAGGCAUUCGUCUGGGUCUAUGCCUGGAGCGAACAAGCUUGGCUCUGGACUCGGUGGAAGUAUAUCUAGCGCGCAUCCUUCCAAUGCCUCGACGACGUCGCUCUCCACGGCCGGCACGCCUGUCACCACGACAGCUCCUCAGACCCCCAACACACCUGCGUCCACGGUCAGCGUAGGCUCGGCGGAUGCUGGCACUCCGGUCCUGGCACUGAAGGAGACGAAAUAUUUCAAGCGUGUUUUGACCGAAGAUGUUGAGGCAACGCUACGUCUUGAUCUGGCCCCAAGUCUAUCUUGGCUUGCGCGAAGGAGUGUCCUGAGCGCCAUGACAGAUGGCUCCAUCGUCGUGGAGCCCAUUCCCUCCACUUCACCUUACGCAUCCUACAUAAAGCCUCAGUUCUACCCUUGCUCGCUUUGCGGUGACGCUCGCAAGGACGAGAGCCAUCUCCGCACAUAUCGAUUCCGAACCAACGAGUCCGAUUCUGCCCAACACCACGACGACGCCGAAAAGGCUGCUUGGGAGGAAAGCGUCAGGUUGCGAGAGCAGAUGUUCUGGGCGCGCGUCGGCGGUGGCGUUGUUCCGACCGGUCACCCUGUCCAAGGUGAGGCGGAGAAGAGCCCGCGUCAAAGCCACGAGACAUCCCGCAAGGGGGAAGCUGCGACAGCGCCGAAUGCCAUUGAAUCCGGCGAUAUGGGUGCUGAGCCCGAAUCCCCUGGGGACUCGGCCGCCAUCGAAGGUGGUGUCCCAUUAGACGCUGCCGAGGAGACUGUGCUCCAGCCCGUCACACCCUCACCAAGUAACCGCAACUCAACGCAGACUCUUGAGAUCAAGGACGUCACGAAUCCGAACGGCGAGGUCAAGAGGCUGUCCAUCACAAUACCGACUGCUGAGGUGGAGCAAACGAAAUGAAGACGUCAGUGAGCUUUUCGACAUGAAAUCAUACUUGCGCAGGAAAAGCCUACGAUGUCCCUACCACGACUACUACACACACCCUGACGCAUAUUUUUCGACAUCAUUGUUCGGUGUACUAAUAUCAAUUCUUUAUUUAUUGACUGGGAAACUCGAUCGCUCGUCAGGCAGCUGCGGCAGACGCGACUGUCAUGAGGAUAGGAUGGAGAGGAGGACUGACUAAAAAGCAGAGAGCACAACAUGACAUGCAUCAACGCGAUUGGGCUUUUUUGGAUUUCUUUUUGUUUUCAAUUGGCGUUCAGGAUGGGGCUCGAGGACGACACGAGGAGAAGUUAUGAGCUUACUCAUAACGUUCUCCUCGCUCUCGGGGUAUGCCGGCCCCUGGCGCGGACGGACACUGGCUCGGAUCCUUCUUUUGGUUUCCUUUUGGCUCGGCUAAUAGACAUGAUGGCAGGUGGGAAGCACAGCGGGCGAGCACCCGGGGGGAGACAUGACUUGGGAGUUGAGGUGCCCUGACAUUGGGUUUAUUAGAAACGAGUAGUGUCGUGACAACGACUUCUUAAUGCGAGAUGGAGAUGGCAAUG